AUGACUCCCAAAGAGAUCGCCGCCAAGGAAAAAGAGCUGAACGAGCGUGCCAACGCUCUUGACGCCCGCGAGACCCAGCUCAAUCAACAAGCCACCGACACCGGCAAAGCAAACGCAACCUCAGCACCUAGCCCUUCCACCUACGCCACCUCCAUCAAAAUCCAUGUUCCCAUUACCCUAGACCUCGCUGCCUCCAACUACACCAACUGGCGCGAGCUGUUCCUUGUCGCCCUUGGCCGCUAUGGCCUCACCUCCCAUGUCGUCAGCAAGGACGGUGCUACACCCUCCGACACCUCGCCCACCUCUGAUUGGGGCCGCGAUGAUUAUACGGUCCUCUCCUGGAUCUAUGGCUCCAUCUCCGCCGAUCUUCUCGGCAUCGUCAUGCGCCCUGGAUCUUCGGCGCGCACCAUCUGGGACGCCAUCGAGAACCUCUUCCGCGACAACAAGAAACAUCGGGCGAUCCAGCUCGAGGCGGAGUUCCGUAAUACCCCGCAAGGCGACAUGACGAUCAGCGACUACUGCACCAAACUCAAGGCUCUCGCGGAUGCGCUUGUGGACGUUGGCCAACCGAUCAGCGAUGAAACACUCGUCCUCACCCUCCUCCGCGGCCUCAACGACAACUUUGCACAUCUCCGCUCUUUUCUUCCAUUUCAGGUUCCCUUCCCCACGUUCCUGCAGACGCGCUCAGCACUAAUCCUGGAGGAGAAUCAGAAGAAGACCGACGCCAAAAACACCGCGUCCACGGCGCUCUGGGCAAGCGGCAACAGCGUUCUCUACGAACGCGCUCCUCCUUCCGGCUCCGGGGGCGCGACUGGCGAGCACGCUCCCUCCUCUGGCUACGGGGGGCGGACGUGGCCAGGUCUCUAG
Molecule: messenger RNA, 867 nt
Organism: Aegilops tauschii subsp. strangulata
Lineage: Eukaryota; Viridiplantae; Streptophyta; Magnoliopsida; Poales; Poaceae
Source: RefSeq, a predicted model, not a curated record